AUGGAGAACGAACUCGCGCACGAAAACGUGGAGUUCGACUACCAACGAGUCCCUCCAUGGCUUGCAGUGGUAAUAAAGGCUGCCCAGCAAGGGCGAAUACAAACAUACCUCGUCAUUCUUUCCUGCUUUGGCACGAGCUUCCAGUUCCUCAUGGGUCAAACCAAGCACAAAAUCCAGAAGACUAACAGCCGAGUCCCUUAUGAGCUGCUGAACAAUGUGUUGAGAGUUGCAAGCUGCGUCUCACUUUAUCUGACACCACUGGCGCUGGAGAAGUUUUCGUCCACUGUUGUUGCUUUGGCGUACAUCUCAAUCUUGGGAAUUGCGAAGAUGCAGUCUAACUCGGCCAAUGCCAGUCACUUGCUCCAACAGACGGUGCUACUCUCCAUGACAACACUCGCUCUCAUGUUUGCAACCCACUUCUUGCCGCUUCUCGUCAUAGGCAGCACCGCCCAGCCCAGCACUAGAGCGCUUGCUAGCACUGUCUUGUUGUUUCUGUCUAUUUUCGUCACCUCCAUUACACCCAGGGACUGGAUAGUACCCGUUGGCGCUUCAGAAGCAACCAAAAAAGGACCGUCUCAAGAAGAGACUGCCAGCUGGUUGGAUUACUGGUGCACAUUUGGACGCCUGACUCCUCUCAUCGCCAGGGGCUGGGAUGGACAAAUUACAUCGAAGGAUCUUGCUUCUCUACCAUGGGACUACCAACCCAGUGUACUUCUUCAAAGAAUCAGACAGCUCCGACAUAAGCACCACUCAACGGCAAGGACGUUGUUCGCUUUUCUCUGGUUCGACCUCUCAAUCGCUGCAGUCUCAGCAUCGAUGUUUUUCGUCACGGAGCUCAUCAAGCCCCUAGGCAUGUAUUAUCUUCUCGAUUAUCUUGGCAAUCCUGCAGAUGCUGUAUUUCAGCCAUAUAUCUGGCUCUUUGUCAUCAUGGUUGGUAAGCUGUUUGGUACCAUUGUGCAGCAGCAGCUGGCCUUCCACUCUGGCCGGGCUUCUCUCAAACUCCAAAUUGCCUUGACAGGCUUGAAAGACGCCAAGCGUUCCUCAACAGGUCUCCUCACCAACCUCAUGUCGACUGACAUCAAGACCAUCAUGCAAGGCAGAAUUCUCAUCAUGGUCAUAUUUGGUGGGCCUGUAGGUGGGAUCAUCGGUCUUGUUAGCCUGUAUAAAAUUAUCGGCUGGCCAUGUCUUGUUGGACUGGCGAUUACUCUGCUUGGCACACCAAUCACUGCUUGGAUUUCCAACUAUGCAUCGGAUGCGGAAGAAAAAGCCAAAGACUCCCAAGAUACUCGAGUAUCGCUUUCAACAGAAUAUUUCCGAUCUAUAAAAAUUGUUAAAUAUUUUGGAUGGGAAGAUGUAGUCGCAGAGCAGAUGGAAAAGUCUCGAGAUGAGGAGCAGAGCCAUCUUUGGAACGUGGCGCUCUUCUCUACUGCCUCGACAGAUGUAGCCUACAUGAUUCCAUCGCUUGCACUCGUUGUCGUUUUCGCGCUCUAUGCUGGCGUCCAAGGCAACCCCAUGACAGCAUCUGUGGCCUUCAUCACCAUUGAUCUGAUGGAAAUCGUCCGCGACAAUACGACCGUCGUCUCUGUGGUAGGGAGAAUGGUUCCAAAACUUCGACUUUCCAUGAAGCGCAUCGACCGCUACAUUGCUGCCGCUUCGCCAAAGCACACAUUCCCCGAGGGCAGGUUGAUCGUUAAAAACGCGACAUUUCAGCGCACGGCUUCUGCCGACUUUAGACUGCGUGAUAUUUCAGUCGACUUUGUGCACGCCGGGCUGAAUGUCGUGGUUGGGCCUAGCGGCAGUGGCAAGACGUCGCUUCUGCUCUCGAUUCUGGGCGAAACUGUGUUGGAAGAUGGAAAGGUCACCAAGCCACGGGACGUAGCGUUUGCAUCCCAGAGCCCGUGGCUACAGGCAAGAUCUUUACGCGAUAACAUUCUCUUCACGUCUACCUACAACGCCACCAAAUAUCGCCAGGUCAUCAAAGCGUGCUGCCUCGAUGUCGAUCUGGAAGAGCUGACAGGAGGAGAUGAGACAAACAUUGGCGAGAAUGGACAGCUUCUUUCUGGGGGGCAAAGAGCCAGAGUUUCGCUAGCUAGGGCCUUGCUCAGCGACGCACCGCUGCUUCUCCUGGACGACAUCUUUUCUGCGCUUGAUAGCACCACUGCAAUCUCUCUAUGGAACAAUGUAUUUUGCAGCUCGCUUCUAAAAGGCAGAACUAUCGUUCUUGUAACGCAGCUUCCUUGGAUCGCGGCAGAAGGCGAUUGCGUCGUGACUAUGGAGAACGGUCGCGCGACGACGGAGAAAAGGACUGUCACACGGAGUCCCAAUUCCGUGACAGGUGCUGCAAACCGAGAGGCUGCAAAACAUCUUGCACAGACAGAGACAAGCAUGGAAAAAACUGGCUCGGCCCCGGAGGAUGAAUGUGACGAAGAAGUGGCAACUUUACAGGCGCGUCACCCAGGGCGUUUUCAGUGGAUGGAAUACAUUGGCUAUUUUGGUAACUUGUUUACCAUUGCACUUACAAUGUCCACCUUGGUCAUUUUUAUUCUCACCGGCAUGGCUACUGAUCUCUGGCUCACGUCGUGGGUCGACAUUGAGGACACCCAGUCAAACCCGCACACGGCUUACCACCUGGGAAUUUACAUUUUUCUCUCAUUAUUCACAACUUUCAGUGAGGGAAUCACAAACCUAGCUUUUAUGCGUGGAAGUUGGGUCUCAGCUCGCAAGCUCCAUUCGUUGUUUGUUCAUGCUGUUCUGAAUACUUCCAUCGGUUGGCUGGAGAAGACGUCCAUCGGUGGCAUCAUGGGCCGCCUCUCAUCUGACCUCGACUCUCUGGAUCAAAACACCUCGGAGCCUUUGAGGGAGUUUCUUGACGAAGCUUUUAAAGCCAUCAUGAUGCUUGGCGCCAUCACAGGUAUUUUGCCGCUCAUUGCCGCGCCGGCCAUUGUACUAUCGAUGGUCGGCGCCCUUGUUGGGGAGGUGUAUAGCCGCGCUAUCAAGAUGGUCAAGAAUAUCGCAUCGUCUACGCAGGCACCCGUCAUCUCGAGACUCUCUGAGACCAUUGACGGUAUGGCUGUGAUUCGCGCACGCAGCGACAAUGUCCAGUUCGCUUUUGAUGAGACUAUUUUUGGGUUGCUUCACAACUCGGCACGGGCCGCAGCCGCGCAGAGGGACUGUGACCAAUGGCUUAAGUUCCGCAUGUCCCUUCUUUCGGCACUCAUUAAUGUCGUUGCUGGCAUUCUGGCCCUGCGGGCGAGUGGACAUAUUUCAGCAGGUCUUGUCGGAUUCUCGCUCGCCCAGGCGUCGUCUCUCAGCAACGGGCUUCUGCGACUCGUGUUCAAGCUGAACGAGCUAAAUCUGUCCAUGCAGUCUUUCCAGCGUGUCAAGGAGUAUUGUCAUCUCCCACCGGAGGAGGAGCCAGGCUCCAGAAAAACGGGAACUCUUAGUCUCACUUCUCCUUUGAUGCUGGCGAGCGAAACGCCAUUGUCGGCCGCACAGGCAGUGGUAAAUCUACCGUGA
Molecule: messenger RNA, 3516 nt
Organism: Akanthomyces muscarius
Lineage: Eukaryota; Fungi; Ascomycota; Sordariomycetes; Hypocreales; Cordycipitaceae
Exons: 8
Coding region: 1-3516 (1171 amino acids)
Biological process (GO): transmembrane transport
Cellular component (GO): membrane; fungal-type vacuole
Molecular function (GO): ATP binding; ATP hydrolysis activity; ABC-type peptide transporter activity
Source: RefSeq, a predicted model, not a curated record